Molecule: messenger RNA, 1552 nt
Organism: Populus nigra (black poplar)
Lineage: Eukaryota; Viridiplantae; Streptophyta; Magnoliopsida; Malpighiales; Salicaceae
Product: fasciclin-like arabinogalactan protein 1
Exons: 2
Coding region: 63-1283 (406 amino acids)
Biological process (GO): shoot system development; root development
Cellular component (GO): plasma membrane
Source: RefSeq, a predicted model, not a curated record
CUCCUCCAACUCACUUCACCGUCUCCUUCUCUCUCUCUCUCUCUCUCUCUCUCUCUCUCACAAUGCAGCUUACUGUACUCCUUUCUCUACUUUUUCUCCUCUCCACCGCCACCACCAUCACUUAUGGCCACAACAUUACUUCCAUACUAGGCCAGCACCCAUCUCUCUCCACUUUCAAUCACUACCUCACCCUAACCCACCUCGCCGGAGAAAUAAAUCGGCGUACAACCAUCACAGUCUGUGCCGUCGACAACGCCGCUAUGUCUGAAAUCCUUUCAAAAAAGCCAUCAAUCUCCACCAUCAAAAACAUCCUUUCCCUCCACGUCCUCUUGGAUUACUUCGGUACCAAGAAGCUCCACCAGAUAAGAGACGGCACCGCGUUGGCAGCCACCAUGUUCCAGGCCACCGGGUCAGCUCCUGGGUCUACCGGGUUCGUUAACAUAACGGAUGUUAAGGGAGGGAAAGUGGCUUUUGGACCGAAAGAUAAUGGAGGGAACCUUGAUGUGUUUUAUGUCAAGUCUGUAGAGGAGAUACCCUACAACAUUUCAGUUAUACAGAUCAGUAAAUUGUUGCCAUCGGAUGUGGCGGCGGCGCCCACACCAGAGCCAAGUGCUAUGAAUAUAACGGAUAUAAUGUCAGCUCAUGGGUGUAAGGUUUUUGCUGAUACUUUGAUUGCAAACCCUGAUGCUUCAAAGACAUAUCAGGACACUAUUGAUGGAGGAUUAACAGUGUUUUGCCCUCUUGACGAUCCAUUUAAGGCCUUUUUACCAAAAUUCAAGAAUUUAACAGCUUCUGGCAAAGAGUCACUCCUUCAAUUCUUCGGUGUUCCUGUUUAUCAGUCAUUAGCAAUGUUAAAAUCCAACAAUGGAAUCAUGAACACCUUAGCUACAAAUGGGGAUAAGAAGUUUGAUUUCACAGUGCAAAAUGAUGGCGAGGAUGUGACCCUCAAGACAAGGGGUACCACUGCAAAAAUAGUUGGGACUUUGAUCGAUGAGCAGCCACUUGCUAUAUACUCCAUUGAUAAGGUCUUGUUGCCCAAGGAAUUGUUUAAAGCAGCACUGACCCCAGCUCCAGCACCUGCCCCGGAGGAGGCGGCAGAUGCACCAAAAUCUAGCAAGCAUAAGAAGCCCUCCGCCGAUGAUGCGCCAUCAGACUCACCAGCUGAUUCACCUGAUGGCGAUGCAGCAGACCAAACAGCUGAUGACAAUGCUAGUGUGAGACUUGAUGGUGGAAGGCUUGUUGCCAUGGUAUUGAGUUUGUGCUUAGGGCUUUUGCUGCUGUAGUAGCGUGUAAGUCCUUUCAAAUUGUUCUUUUUUCUACUCACAGUGGGGAAUAAGUCAGGCUUCAAUGGCUAAGUUAUCACUUUAGAGUAUGUUUUAUUUGUUUUUUCAUGUCUUAUUGUUUUAGCCUGUGUUAUUUCUUUCUUUCUUGCUUUUUUAUAUACGGUUUGUGAUCUGUAUUUUGUGGUAGAUACUGUAGAUCCAUGGAAAAACGUUGUUAUUGUCAUCGACCAGAAGAUUUUGGCCUAGUAAAAUAGAAUUCUUGUGUGCAA